This is a messenger RNA of Sus scrofa (pig), 4146 nucleotides long. It is a transcript of the gene LTF, whose product is annotated as lactotransferrin. Gene Ontology annotation, biological process: antifungal humoral response; antibacterial humoral response; iron ion transport. Gene Ontology annotation, cellular component: extracellular region; recycling endosome; plasma membrane. NCBI's taxonomy places the organism in Eukaryota, Metazoa, Chordata, Mammalia, Artiodactyla, Suidae. Gene Ontology annotation, molecular function: iron ion binding; serine-type endopeptidase activity. The record is from RefSeq and is marked provisional.
AAGGAACUAGGAGACCUGGGGAGAGAAAAGGGGGAGGCAGGGGGUGCUUAUUGGGCCACAGGGCGGGGCUAACCCCCGAGGUCACCACGCCCUGGAUAAAGGGCUGCAGAGCCAGCACAGGUGGCAGAACCUUCGUUUCUCGAGUCGCCUCAGGACCUCAGACAUGAAGCUCUUCAUCCCCGCCCUGCUGUUCCUCGGGACACUUGGACUGUGUCUGGCUGCCCCUAAGAAAGGGGUUCGAUGGUGUGUCAUAUCCACAGCAGAGUAUUCAAAAUGCCGCCAGUGGCAAUCAAAGAUAAGAAGAACUAAUCCCAUCUUCUGCAUAAGGAGGGCUUCUCCCACUGACUGUAUCCGGGCCAUCGCGGCAAAAAGGGCAGAUGCUGUGACCCUUGAUGGUGGUUUGGUGUUUGAAGCAGACCAGUACAAACUGCGGCCGGUAGCAGCGGAGAUCUACGGGACAGAAGAGAAUCCCCAAACCUACUAUUAUGCUGUGGCUGUAGUGAAGAAAGGUUUCAACUUUCAGCUGAACCAGCUACAAGGUCGAAAGUCCUGCCACACAGGCCUUGGCAGGUCUGCCGGGUGGAAUAUCCCUAUAGGGUUACUUCGCCGGUUCUUGGACUGGGCAGGGCCACCUGAGCCCCUCCAGAAAGCUGUGGCCAAAUUCUUCUCUCAGAGCUGUGUGCCCUGCGCAGAUGGAAAUGCGUAUCCCAACCUGUGUCAGCUGUGCAUAGGGAAAGGGAAAGAUAAAUGUGCUUGUUCCUCCCAGGAACCGUAUUUUGGCUAUUCCGGUGCCUUCAACUGUCUGCACAAAGGGAUUGGAGAUGUGGCUUUUGUCAAGGAGAGUACAGUGUUUGAGAACCUGCCACAGAAGGCUGACCGGGACAAAUACGAGCUACUCUGCCCAGACAAUACUCGAAAGCCAGUGGAAGCAUUCAGGGAGUGCCACCUUGCCCGGGUCCCUUCUCAUGCUGUUGUGGCCCGAAGUGUGAAUGGCAAGGAGAACUCCAUCUGGGAGCUUCUCUACCAGUCACAGAAAAAGUUUGGAAAAAGCAAUCCACAGGAGUUCCAGCUCUUUGGCUCUCCUGGUCAGCAGAAGGACCUCCUGUUUAGAGAUGCUACCAUCGGGUUUUUGAAGAUCCCCUCAAAGAUAGAUUCUAAGCUGUACCUGGGCCUCCCGUACCUUACUGCCAUCCAGGGCCUGAGGGAAACGGCAGCGGAGGUGGAGGCGCGGCAGGCGAAGGUCGUGUGGUGCGCCGUGGGUCCAGAGGAGCUGCGCAAGUGCCGGCAGUGGAGCAGCCAGAGCAGCCAGAACCUGAACUGCAGCCUGGCCUCCACCACCGAGGACUGCAUCGUCCAGGUGCUGAAAGGAGAAGCUGAUGCUAUGAGCUUGGAUGGAGGAUUUAUCUACACUGCGGGCAAGUGUGGUUUGGUGCCUGUCCUGGCAGAGAACCAAAAAUCUCGCCAAAGCAGUAGCUCAGACUGUGUGCAUAGACCAACACAAGGGUAUUUUGCCGUGGCGGUUGUCAGGAAAGCAAAUGGUGGUAUCACCUGGAACUCUGUGAGAGGCACGAAGUCCUGCCACACUGCUGUGGACAGGACAGCAGGCUGGAACAUCCCCAUGGGCCUGCUUGUCAACCAGACAGGCUCCUGCAAAUUUGACGAAUUCUUUAGUCAAAGCUGUGCUCCUGGGUCUCAGCCGGGAUCCAAUCUCUGUGCACUGUGUGUUGGCAAUGACCAGGGCGUGGACAAGUGUGUGCCCAACAGUAAUGAGAGAUACUAUGGUUACACCGGGGCUUUCAGGUGCCUGGCUGAGAAUGCUGGGGAUGUGGCGUUUGUGAAAGAUGUCACUGUCUUGGACAACACGAAUGGACAGAACACAGAAGAGUGGGCCAGGGAAUUGAGGUCAGAUGACUUUGAGCUGCUGUGCCUUGAUGGCACCAGGAAGCCUGUGACUGAGGCUCAGAACUGUCACCUGGCUGUGGCCCCCAGUCAUGCUGUGGUCUCUCGGAAGGAAAAGGCAGCACAGGUGGAACAGGUGCUACUCACUGAGCAGGCUCAGUUUGGAAGAUACGGAAAAGACUGCCCGGACAAGUUUUGCUUGUUCCGGUCUGAGACCAAAAACCUUCUGUUCAACGACAACACGGAGUGUCUGGCCCAACUCCAAGGCAAAACAACAUACGAAAAAUAUUUGGGAUCAGAGUAUGUCACAGCCAUCGCUAACCUGAAACAGUGCUCAGUCUCCCGUAAGUAGAACUUAGGUGGUAGCAUCACUGAGAAUCCACUGUAGGUAAAGGUCAAGCUUGGAGGAGCAAACAUUCUAGGAAUGGGGUGGAUCUAAAAACACUAAGGCGGAGUUCCCGUUGUGGCGCAGUGGUUAACGAAUCUGACUAGGAACCAUGAGGUUGCCGGUUCGGUCCCUGCCCUUGCUCAGUGGGUUAACGAUUGGGCGUUGCCGUGAGCUGUGGUGUAGGUUGCAGACGCGGCUCGGAUACUGCGUUGCUGUGGCUCUGGCGUGGGCUGGUGGCUACAGCUCCGAUUCGACCCCUAGCCUGGGAACCUCCAUAUGCCGCGGGAGCGGCCCAAGAAAUAGCAACAACAACAACAAAAGACAAAAAGACAAAAGACAAAAAAAUAAAAAAAUAAAAAAAAUAAAAACACUAAGGCAACGCAAUGUCUCUAUACCUUAGGAAAUCACCCUCUUAUUGAUGAAGUGAAAGAAUUAGAGAAUAAAAUAAAACAGUGGAUAAUAUGUCACAUUUUUAUAAUGCUGGUAGUGACUAUAAAUGUAUGUAUGUAUAUACUUUCACACAUAUGUAGACACGUAUGUACAUAUAUAUUGAGCAAUGACAAAUUCUGGUUUCUAGAGAGUUACCAUAAGUACUAACCAUAAAUAAUACAAAUUCUCAAAAAACAUUUUAGCCAGGAAAACGUAUUGGUAAUAACCAAAUCCUUUUAAAACACUUCGAAGAUAUAGCAGAGUAUCGUAAGGCUCCAGCCCGAUGCUUCUUACAGGUCAGCAAGUUCUGCCUCUUCUGUGCACUGGGACCAUCCAGAGUCCUAAUUCCGGUCCUGCACCAAGGGAGUUGGAGGUGUUGGUGGGAUUGUGUGGUGGUCCAGGCAUGGAGGGGAGGGCUGAGAAUCUGUGUUCUCAAGGAGGGUGGCAGAUUUUGCACCUGAGGUGUUUGGCAAUAUCAGGAGGUAUUUUUAAUUCUCGUGACCUAGGAGUGCUGCCGGUAUCUGUGGGUAGAAGCUAGGAUGCUACUAAACAAGGCGCAGGAACAGCCUUUACAGAAAAGAAUUACCUGCUUCGAAUGUCCCAAAUGUCAGUAGUGCCAAGGUUGGGACCAGCAACAUCUCAGGGAAAUGAGAUGCAGGUGGAUCUAGGGCUAUACUUAAAACAUCCCCCUGCAGGGCUACUCUUGGGAGCAGCCUGCUCAGGAUCACACAGACAGUAUACCCCUUGAGGGCAGGGCUUAUCUGUCAGUGUUGAAUCUCCAGCAGGUGCUCAAGAGGAAUGUGUGGGUGAGAGAGUGAAUGGGUAGCUGGACAGUAAGGCAAACAGAUUUGCAUGAAGAUGGUCAGUUACUCCUAUUCCAGAAGAAUUUUGAGAACUGUCAGUGCCUUGUGAGCUUGAGAGUGUGACAGUUGAUUCAGUUGGAGACAAGGGGUUGGGGGCUGUGUCACUCAGGCCAGAGCAGGGAAUCCCCCAGCUUGGUGAGGACUGGAGCUGCUGUGCCCUCCCUGAGACUCUGAAGCUCUUGGCAGGAGGGGCUGUGGGGAAAUGUAGGAUAGUAAGCCUUGACUUGGGGUGGUGGGAGAGGGGCAGAGGAAGGUCUGUUUUAGUGUCCUCCUUAAUUGAUGUACUGAUUUUUUAAAAAGCAAUCAGUUUCUGAAUCUCGUGUUUUGUUGUGUCCACAGCGCUUCUGGAAGCCUGUGCCUUCAUGAUGAGGUAAAACCGGAAAAGAAGCUGCCCCGCCUCCCCAGGGGCCUCAGCUUUCCCUCCUCCCGUCUUGAUUCCCAGCUGCCCUGGGCCUGCCUCUCUCCCUUCCUGAGGGCAGACUUUGUUCAGCUCAUCCGUUUUCACAAUUCCCUGCUGGCCUCUUAGCAAGAAAUAAAAUUAGAAAUUCUGUUGAUGUUCAUUCCCUA